This is a messenger RNA of Adelges cooleyi (spruce gall adelgid), 1820 nucleotides long. RefSeq lists its product as uncharacterized. Lineage: Eukaryota; Metazoa; Arthropoda; Insecta; Hemiptera; Adelgidae. The record is from RefSeq and is a predicted model, not a curated record. The transcript is spliced from 5 exons. Bases 306 to 1478 code for a protein of 390 amino acids.
AUACAAUUAUUUUAUCGCUAAUGCUUCGCAAAUCGCAAUUUUUUUUUUCAAAUCAAAUUUAUGUGUUACAUUCUUUUGCUGUGUACUGUCGUGCGUACGAAUUAUUCAACUCGGUAUAGUUUACGUUUCGCCUUUUGAUUCGGAUAUUGUCGUCCGGCCAUUUCGUUAGGAAUUGCAAAUGUUUAUUUUGACAUAAUAUUAGGUAUUUGUAAAUAAUAAUCGCUAUACAGUUGGGCAUUUAACCAGUUUUUUUUCUCCUGACUUUGACUUCCUCCGUUCGGUAAUUUUUAUGAAAUCGCCACACUAUGUCCAACGAAGAGGAAGACAAUGGCCCGUUGAACGACACUGAUAAUGCGGUCGCCAACAGUACGGACAACGGUAACGAUAAUGACGUAAGAAACGAUAGUUUGUUGGCCAACGGAAACGAAAACUCUCCUCCUUGUCAGUUGGACAUCGGUCUGGGCACCCACACCGACAGCAGGAGUGACGAUAACGAUUUGAACUUAGAUCCCGGUGAAGGUGCAGCUUGCAGCUCUAAGCGUGAAGACAAUCCUCUGUCUUUCAGACAUUUCUUGUGCAACAACGGCUCCAAUCAAACGUCCAAACCCAAAGUGGAAGUAGUGCCCAGUAUUUCACAACCAGUACGACCCGUGACGGAGACGUCUACUCUACCAGACUUUGUGCAAGACCAUCUAGCUACCGAUCAGCCGCCAUAUGACAAUGGAGAUCCCGAAUCACGUGCAAACAGCAUCGAUCUGACUCGUGGAACCAAUCGUCCAUCAAUGUUUGGAAAUCGCAGCAACCGCACUCCCCAGCAAUGCGUUGUCAUGCCGCUGGAUCUGCCGUUUACCAACACUACAACGCAACAGCCACGUGCCACCACACCAACAGCCACUAACAGUUUGCCAGAUUUCUUAGCUGACGGUCCUAUUGGCGUCACAGUUCAUCCCGUUGUUCAUCCUGUUGUUCAUCCAGUCACCAGAAGUGAACCCCAAACCGACCGAAAUCGCAUAAGCAUCACAAUCAACCGUCAACGUGCUGCUGCUCAACCUACAAAUCAGAAUUUUACUAGGUUUCAAAGGCACAGUCAAGUAGUAGAAGCCAGGGUGGCCAGGUUAGAAGCGACAGAACAAGACCUCAGGACGACAGUGUUAAAUUUAAAUAACAUGCUCCAACAAGCAUUAAUAAGAGCUCAAAGAGCUGAGGACGAAGUGAGGAGUCUAAGAGUUUUGCUACGGAUUAGGGAGCAAGGCUUAUCAAACCCGGCUAAUUUGCUCUCUAUUCCGACAAACGUUCCAGCAGCUGAAGCGAUACGCCAUGGUACGCAAAACGCUGAAGUGUUACUAAGCUUGUUGAGGGAUAACUAUCUGGAAUUAAACAAUAUCGCGACACGACUUGAGCAGCAAGAGAACGGUUCAGCUUCAAACAGCCAGCUAUCGGCCGACCCCAGUGAUUCGGCUGACGACAAUAUCACAUAACAUUCCCAUUAUGAGUUUUAGCCGUACAAGCAUAAUAUCGGUAGGAUAAAAUUAACAAUAUCCUAUCAUAUAUUUACACGAGUCUAAAAAACUCUGUACACAAUUUGUGCAAAGGUAUUUGCCAAGACUGGACCUCGUUUUUGUUUUCUGUAUGAUUAUGAUUAUUUUAGUUUUUAUUAAUACUAUUAUUUGUAUUGCUAUUCAAUGCUAAAAAUUUUAUUUUUUGUUGUCAAAUCCAAAUAGAUUGAUAGUUGUGUAUGUAAAUAGUAAUUUACAUAAUCAUGAAUUACAUUAUAUUAUAUUGCUGUGAGUAUUGAAAAAAAAAAUGGAGUGAUUGUUAAA